Messenger RNA from Xenia sp. Carnegie-2017, 1317 nucleotides. RefSeq lists its product as uncharacterized. The transcript is spliced from 10 exons. Bases 344 to 1189 code for a protein of 281 amino acids. NCBI's taxonomy places the organism in Eukaryota, Metazoa, Cnidaria, Anthozoa, Malacalcyonacea, Xeniidae. The record is from RefSeq and is a predicted model, not a curated record.
UAGAUCUUUUUUUAACGUUUGUAUCAUGUCCGUUUGACCUCCUGUGUCUGUCGUCUACUUUGCUUGUGGUUUGUCGUGCAUUUUCUUAUCUUGCCUUUGCAGACUGAAGUGUUCGAGACAAGUGGACUAAUUUCCUUGAAUCACAAAGUAUUUUAUUUUUCUUCGUCAAUCAACAUGUCGCCAACCGACCUAACCCAACACAUAAAAUGCGGGGAAUUGUAAAAACUUGACCAGUGACGCGAACUGCUUGUGUUGUUCAUGUUAGAGAAAUAGUGUGUUCUUUUUUGCCCGGUGGACGAAGUACAUCAUUUGAAAGCAUUAAAACUUUGCUCACUGUGUUGACAUGAGCUGUUUAUGUUGUGGCGUGUUAGUACUUGUCUUGUUGUUUCUGGCAAACGAGUCGCAAUGUUUCCGUCAUGAUUAUUUCCAAAAGGAGAAAUCUUUUCAUAAAAGAGAUGACCACUCAUCUGUCGUUUCAGUUCACGAAGUUCCCGAAGCUCCGAAAUCACAUAGACGUCGAGGUGACACUGAAUCCUACAGACAUUGGUCGACUUACAGCGAACGUCAGAAUACUGCAAAUCAUCACAACCAACAAUCAGGUUGGAAUACACACUCUAACGUACCAUUCAGACGAGAGACAAGAACGUAUUUGAAGGGUCCUCGGACGAGAUCCAGAUUCAGCGAAUACUCUGCGAGCUCUGGGCGAGUAACAUAUCCGCAAGAAACAGUCGUUGAAAAGACCAGCUAUAGUUCACGAAAUGACAGAUAUAAUGACAAGGCGACCUACAAAACGAAAAGAAAACCGUCUAAGAAAGCGACAUGGAGACCAAUAUCAAGUGGGAAAUACCAAGGUUGUCGAGACACUGGUCGUUAUUGCUGGUUUUGGAAAUCAAUCGGAUGUUGCGAGCAAGAUAUUGGUCGCAAACUCUGUUCAAAAACGUGCGGAUUUUGCUCUCCACAAAAAACCAUAUGUCCAUCGUCAUAUGAAUAUGGUUGCUGCUUUGAUGGAACAGAGGCUUUGGAUCAAGAGAAGUCUAAUUGUCCUCCUUGCAGAAAUAGAAGCGACCGCAUCUGUGCCAGAAAGGCUAUAUUAAAAGAUUGCGACUUACAUGAAAAGAACAGUUUAUACACCCGACAGCUUUGUCCACUGUGGUGUGGGGCGUGCAAUGAUUACAGCGAGAGACAGUGAUCGUUUACUUUAAAUACAUCAAUAUGACCGUGGAAACCAUGCAAAAUGUAUGUAUUUCAUACUGACCUGAAUGUGGAUGUUUCAAAUGUAUUUGAAAAAUUAUGAUAAUAAAUGUUACGUAUGUCUGA